AUGAGACGUUUCGGAGGUAUCAAAUCGGUUGGGCCUAUUCGACGGCAGUUGCAAUGGCAUCGUCCCGUUGUUGAAAGAGUCAAGGUUGAACUUUCUAAGCAGACUUCAGAUAUUUCGUCUUCUGCGGAGGUACGUUCCCCAACGCCACCACCAUCACUUUCAAAUUUACUAAUCGACGCGGAUUCUGCGUAUCGCACGGAAACAUCGGAUUCAAGUCCAUCAUCUAUGAAUUCGUGUAGUGAUCAUCUACAGCAAUCAGUUUUACGAAAAAGUUGUCCAGAUCUAAGAAUGCCCAGUCUUACCACUACUCUGUCUAAGAGUGUAGAAGGGUAUCGAGCACAAAAUCGUACGCGUAGAGCACGUGAGAAAAAGCAAGCAGCUUUAUGGAAACAAAAACCUUUGACUUACUUACUGUUUAUUUUGAAUAACUGUUUUAUGUUACAGAAAUGGAGCUUAGAUGAUGUACUACUGUGGUUGCAGCACUGUAAAUUGGAUGAUGUUGCAUCGAUAAUGAUUGGAUACGAUAUCAAUGGAACAGAUGUGGAUCGGUGGAACGAUGAAAUUCUUGAACAAUUGGGUGUAUUGGAAGAAAAAACAAGAACAAAAAUAAUGAAUGAACUACAAAUAAUAAAAGAUCGAGACGUGAAAAUUCCACUGUGUGUGGCAAAUGCUGCGAACGACAUCAAACCUAAACAGAAGAAUAAGCCUCGAGUACCACUCUUUAGACUAGUUCGAUCAACUAGUUAUGAUAAAGUAGUAGCAGUAGAAACACCACUAACUGCUCGAGAUAUAACGGUAGCUGAGGGAAGAUUUGGUUGUUUGCAAGUCACCAAAGUCAAUGGUGCAAAUAUACCGUUAAAAGAACAAGACUGUUUUUUGGAAAUUAAUGAAAUGCCUGGACAGGCAUUUCGGUCGCCCUUAAUGUUUACAAAAUUAGUCACUGAAGCAGCUGGAAAACCUAUCAAAUUAGUUGUGCUAAGGAAAGGUCUGCUAGCUACGGGUAGUACUGAUGGAGAUUAUGAUGAUGAUUAUGAUGAUAUUUCAAGUCGCGGUGGCACUUUUCCCGAUAAAAUCCUCCAGAAUCUUGAUCAGGAAUCGUCGGCAAGCAGUGGAGUUUCGUCGAAUGAGUUAUCUUCAGAGUCAGUGCCACUCAGUGAUGAUAACAAAUCUCAAGUUUUGAGGUUAUAAUA
Thelazia callipaeda (thelaziosis nematode) is the source of this 1190-nucleotide messenger RNA. Lineage: Eukaryota; Metazoa; Nematoda; Chromadorea; Rhabditida; Thelaziidae. The record is from the annotation of a GenBank genome assembly.